AUACACUUGACCCGGUCCCGCUUUCCCACUCGGCCAGUGAUCCAAACAUGGAUGGUGAUCGACGGCCAGCCACUCAAUCUUCAUUGAUCACCGAGCUCGAACGAGAUGCUAUAAAGGCGUGCCACGGUGUCGACAAUUGUGCCGCACCUCGUCCCUCUCUAUCUCCUUGGAGGUCCCUGGAACACUUCUGUCGCCAUGCUGUACUUCCUCUCACUCGCCGCCGUCGCCCUGAGCAGUCUCGUUUACGCCAUCGACCCUCCGCGUGUGCCGCACCAACCGCUCGGCAAUGGCGGCAACAUCCUCGCUUUCAACGAAACUAUCCCAACCAGCUUCUCUGCUCGAACCCUGGCAUUUGACUGGGUCUCUACUGCCGACGGCGAGGACGGCGUGUACAUCUUUAGCGAUGACGAUGGUGCUCUGACUUUCCAGAAUGUCGUCACCGGUGAGCAGACGGAGUUCCUGGCUGCCGACAAGAUCCCCUCAGACUACCACGAGUACUGGAUCAAACCAGAUUUGACACAGGUCUUAUGGAGCGUAAAUUACACGAAACAGUACCGCUACUCGUACUUUGCGGACUACCUCGUUCAGGAUGUCGCCAGUGGAGAGCUCACGCCGCUGGUAGAGGACCAGGCUGGGGACUUGCAGUAUGCAGAAUGGAGUCCGACUGAGAACCAGAUUGCCUUUGUUCGUGGGAACAACAUCUUCGUCUGGAGCGCUGGUAAAGUCUCGCAAAUUACUGAGGAUGGUGAUGCAGAUCACUUCAACGGCGUGCCAGACUGGGUGUAUGAAGAGGAGAUUUUUGGCGGUCGCUCGACGCUGUGGUUUUCUCCCGAUGGCGAGUACAUUGCCUUCCUCAGCUUCGACGAGUCGGGUGUCAAGACGUUCCGCAUCCCGUACUACAUGGAUAAUCAGGAGCUUGCGCCGCCUUAUCCAAGAGAGUUGGAACUGAGGUAUCCCAAAGUGGGCGAGACGAACCCGACUGUGUCGUUUCAUCUUCUGAAACUAGACUCAUUGGAGACUUCAGAGGUGCCUAUCGAUGCUUUUGAGGCGGACGAUCUUGUCAUUGGCGAGGUUUCGUGGCUUACGGAUGGACAUUCUGAUGUUAUCUACCGUGCGUUCAAUCGCGUGCAGGACCAGGAAAAGCAUGUAGUCGUCAAGGUCGAGGCAGGAUCAUCUUCAGUAACUCGCGAGCGUGAUGGCACAGACGGAUGGCUCGACAACACUCUCUCUAUUGUGUACUUGGGAGAGACUUCUAGUGGCAACGCGACCUAUCGCACGAACUCGACGACCUACUAUUUGGACGUGUCUGAUGUAUCUGGCUGGAACCACAUCUACCUCUAUCCAGUGCAUGGCGGCAAGGAGAUUGCUCUCACCAGCGGCGAAUGGGAGGUGAGGUCCAUUUUGAAGGUCGACAACUCGAGAAACCUCGUCUACUACACUUCGACCGAACACCACAGCACAGAGUCGCACGUCUACUCGGUCAACUACCAGACCUUGGAAAAGACUGCACUAGUCGACGACUCCGUCCCUGCAAUGUACGAAGCAUCAUUCUCCACUGGCGGAACCUACUACAUCCUCAACUACCGCGGUCCUGACGUUCCCUAUCAAGAGCUGUACAAUGUUAAUUCCAGCGAGCCUAUUCGUGCCAUCUCUGACAACAAGGCGCUCUAUGACCGUCUCCACACCUACAACCUGCCCAACAUAACCUACUUUGAACUCGAGCACCCCGAAGGCUUCACUCUCAAUGCCAUGCUCCGCCUUCCACCCAACUUUGACCCCUCCAAGCAAUACCCGGUCAUCUUCCUCCCGUACGGCGGUCCUGGCGCGCAAGAAGUCACCAAAGCUUUCCAAUCCCUCAACUGGGACGCCUACGUGACGUCUGACCCCGAGCUCGAAUUCGUCACAUACACCGUCGACAACCGUGGCACCGGCUUCAAGGGCCGCGACUUCCGCGCUUCCGUGACCAGUCGUCUCGGAUACCUCGAGCCACGCGACCAAGUCUGGGCCGCAAAGCAGCUCGCCGAGCAGAACCCCUGGGUCGCGACAGACAAGAUCGGCAUGUGGGGCUGGUCGUAUGGCGGAUACCUCACGUCCAAGACGCUUGAGCUAGCCGACCCGAUCUUCAGCUUCGGCGUCAUAACUGCUCCCGUCACCGACUGGCGCUUCUACGACAGCAUGUACACGGAGCGCUACAUGAAGACGCCCGCCCUCAACCCGGCCGGCUACAAUAUCUCGGGCGUCUACAACACCACCGGCUUCAAGACUGUCGACGGCGGCUUUCUGAUCCAGCAUGGCAGCGGCGAUGAUAAUGUGCACUGGCAGAAUAGCGCUGUCCUUGUUGACCGUCUUGUCGGUGCGGGCGUCGGCCCGGAGCGCAUGCAGGUGCAGUGGUUCACGGACAGCGAUCAUGGGAUUAUGUAUAAUGGCGCGAAUUCGUUCCUGUAUAAGCAGCUUACGCGCUUUGUCUGGCAGAUGAAGAAUCGCAAGGACGGGGCUGUGCAGCAUCAGUGGAGCAAGCGUGCGGAUAGGGGGGCUGGGGGGUAUUUGGUUGUGGACGGGUAGACCUGUGAAGCUGUCUGUGUGUCUGUGUGUCUGCCUUGUCCUUGUCUAAUAAACACAACAUGUAUAUUCCGAAAUGAGUCUGAA
This is a messenger RNA of Pseudovirgaria hyperparasitica, 2646 nucleotides long. RefSeq lists its product as uncharacterized. The coding region runs from base 196 to 2562 and encodes 788 amino acids. Gene Ontology annotation, biological process: proteolysis. Lineage: Eukaryota; Fungi; Ascomycota; Dothideomycetes; Acrospermales; Acrospermaceae. The transcript has a single exon. Gene Ontology annotation, molecular function: serine-type peptidase activity; dipeptidyl-peptidase activity. The record is from RefSeq and is a predicted model, not a curated record.